AUGUCGACCACACGACCCAUCAGAACAAUCGGCUACAUAGGUCUAGGCAAGGCAGGCUACUCCCUCGCCUCAGUUCUCUCAAGAUCCAGUUCGUACAGCCUCAUCGUCCAAGAUGCAGACCGCACUCGAGCAGAACUCUUCAUCAAAGAACACGGCAACGCCACUGUAGCAACGACCAACGCUUCCCUCAAUGAAAUCGACGUCCUCAUCACCAUGCUUCUAAACGGAUCCAUCGUCCGCUCCAACGGCACAAUCAUCAUCGACACAUCCUCCUCCUCCCCCUUCCACACGAGGGACACGGCGGAGCUAUUACGGAACCUCAACCCAACCCUAAUCCUAAUAGACUCGUCCGUAACGCAAGAAUACGCCUUCGCCCUGUCCAAAGGCGACGCUACCCUGAUGGUCGGCUGUUCGGACCCCAACGCGCUGGAGAGGGCUAUGCCAGUUUUGAAGUGUAUGGGGCGGUACGUCUUCUAUAUGGGGAGUUUGGGGGCCGGGCAUGCGAUGAAGGGCUUGAAUAAUUAUGUGAGUUGCGCGAGUAUCUUAGGCUUGUGUGAUGCUUUUGUUGCUGGACAGAAAUUUGGUCUUGAGCCGAGCAGGAUGGUGGAGGUGAUGAAUCGGGGGACUGGGGGGAUUUUUCGACGAGGGAGAGGCCUCACGAGGCGCUUCAAGUCGGGGUAUCAGCUGCAGUUGUUGCUGAAGGAUAUGAAGUUUGCGAGAAAAGUUAUUGAGGAGAUGGGGGUAACAUUGUCGUUGCCGGGGCUUAUCGUGAGGGAGCUGGAGGAGGCGGUGGAGGUUGCUGGGGAGGGGCCGGAUCAUACGGAGGUUAUUAAGGCGUGGGAGAGGAGGGCUGGGGUGGAGCUGAUAAGGAGUAAGUUGUAG
Messenger RNA from Fulvia fulva, 882 nucleotides. RefSeq lists its product as uncharacterized. The record is from RefSeq and is a predicted model, not a curated record. Bases 1 to 882 code for a protein of 293 amino acids. Gene Ontology annotation, molecular function: NAD binding; NADP binding; oxidoreductase activity, acting on the CH-OH group of donors, NAD or NADP as acceptor. The transcript is spliced from 3 exons. NCBI's taxonomy places the organism in Eukaryota, Fungi, Ascomycota, Dothideomycetes, Mycosphaerellales, Mycosphaerellaceae.